GGCGCCCCCUCUCGUCAGUGUCAGUGCCUCCUCCCAGCUCAACCCCGUGCCGAGGGCCGCUUCCCGUCGCGGGGAUUGCCGGGACAGUUCCAAGAUGGCGGCGACGGUCCGCGCCGACCCGGGUCUUUGCCAAGAGUUCCAUUCAUUUCCCGGCUGCUGAUCGGGGCCGCGGAAUCGCGGGAGAGGCCGGGGGCCGCUGGGCAGGGCGCGAAGGGUCACGCCGGGCCCGGGGCUGGCUUCGGGAGCCGCGGGGCCUCCCGCUGACAGGCCGCCAUGGCCACCCUGGAGAAGCUGAUGAAGGCGUUCGAAUCCCUCAAGUCUUUCCAGCAGCAGCAGCAGCAGCCUCCGGCGCCGCCGCCGCCGCCGCCGCCACCGCCGCAACCGCCCCAGGCGCAGCCGCUGCCGCAACCGCAGCAGUCGCCCCAGCAGCCGCCGCCUCCGCCGCCACCGCCGCCGCCGCCUGGGCCAUCCGGGGUGGAGGAGCCGGCGCACCGACCAAAGAAAGAACUUUCAACUACUAAGAAAGACCGGGUUAAUCAUUGCCUGACAAUAUGUGAAAAUAUAGUGGCUCAGUCUCUCAGAAAUUCCCCAGAGUUUCAGAAACUUUUAGGGAUUGCUAUGGAGCUCUUUCUUCUGUGCAGUGAUGAUGCAGAAUCAGAUGUCAGAAUGGUAGCUGAUGAAUGUCUCAAUAAAGUUAUAAAAGCUUUGAUGGAAUCCAAUCUUCCUAGGUUACAGUUAGAGCUCUAUAAAGAAAUAAAAAAGAAUGGUGCUUCUCGAAGUCUGAGAGCUGCUCUCUGGAGAUUUGCUGAACUUGCUCAUCUGGUUCGACCUCAGAAGUGCAGACCAUAUUUGGUAAACCUUUUGCCUUGUCUGACUCGAAUAAGCAAGCGAACAGAAGAAUCUGUACAAGAGACUUUGGCAGCUGCUAUACCCAAAAUUAUGGCAUCUUUUGGAAACUUUGCAAAUGACAAUGAAAUUAAGGUUUUAUUAAAAGCUUUCAUAGCGAAUCUCAAGUCAAGUUCCCCUACAAUACGACGAACAGCAGCUGGAUCAGCAGUGAGCAUCUGCCAGCAUUCAAGGAGGACACAGUAUUUUUAUACCUGGUUACUUAAUGUACUUUUAGGCUUAUUGGUUCCUGUUGAGGAGGAGCAUUCCACUCUCUUUAUUCUUGGAGUAUUGCUCACUUUGAGGUAUUUGAUCCCUUUGCUCCAACAGCAAGUCAAGGACAUGAGUUUGAAAGGGAGCUUUGGGGUCACACGAAAAGAAACGGAAAUAUCACCUUCUACAGAUCAGCUCAUCCAGGUAUAUGAAUUGACCUUGCAUUACACCCAGCAUCAAGACCAUAAUGUUGUAACUGGAGCAUUAGAACUAUUGCAGCAACUUUUCAAAACACCUCCAGUUGAGCUUCUCCAAGCCCUGACUACUGCAGGUGGUUUUGGACAGGUCAAUGUGACCAAAGAAGAAUUUAGUAGAAGUCGCAGUGGGAGUAUUGUAGAACUUAUAGCUGGAGGGGGGUCUUCAUGCAGCCCUGUUCUUUCAAGAAAGCAAAAAGGUAAAGUGCUCUUAGGAGAAGAAGAAGGCUUAGAAGAUGACCCAGAAUCAAGGUCUGAAGUGAGCAGUGCAACAUUUGCAGCCUCAAUGAAGAGUGAAAUCACGGGUGAAUUGGCUUCUUCAUCAGGUGUAUCUACUCCUGUCUCCACAAGUUCAGCUGCUGAUUCCACAGGUCAUGAUAUCAUCACGGAACAGCCCAGAUCACAGCAUACUCUGCAAUCUGACCCUGUUGAUCUGACUGGCUGUGACUUGACGAGCGCAGCCACAGAUGGGGAUGAAGAGGAUAUGCUGAGUCGCAGCUCAAGCCAGAUCAGUGCUGUCCCAUCUGACCCUGCCGUGGACAUGAAUGAUGGGACCCAGGCUUCAUCGCCAAUUAGUGAUAGUUCACAGACCACUACAGAGGGGCCUGAUUCAGCUGUGACCCCUUCAGACAGUUCUGAAAUUGUAUUAGAUGGUGCUGAAAGCCAGUAUUCAGGAAUGCAGAUUGGACAGUUACAGGAUGAAGAUGAUGAGACAUCAAAUGUUCUCCCUGAUGAGACUCCAGAUAGUUUCAGAGACUCUACUAUUGCACUUCAGCAACCUCAUCUCCUGAAAAGCACAGGACAUAGUAGACAGCCAUCUGACAGCAGCGUUGACAGAUUUUUAUCAAAAGAUGAAGCUGUGGAGCUAGGUGAUCAUGAAAGUAAGCCUUCCAGAGUAAAAGGAGAUAUUGGACAUUUCACUGAUACUGACUUGGCACCUCUAGUCCAUUGUGUUCGACUGCUUUCUGCUUCCUUCUUGCUCACUGGAGAAAAAGGUGCAUUGGUUCCAGAUAGGGAUGUAAGAGUAAGUGUGAAGGCUUUGGCAGUGAGUUGUGUUGGAGCAGCUGUGGCCCUUCAUCCUGAAUCUUUUUUCAGCAAACUUUACAAAACACCUCUUGAGACUAUGGAACACCCAGAAGAUCAAUAUGUCUCAGAUGUUUUGAACUAUAUUGAUCAUGGAGACCCACAGAUCCGAGGAGCUACUGCUAUUCUUUGUGGGACUAUUAUCUACUCUAUUCUUAAUAAAUCUCGCUUCAGUGUGGAAAACUGGUUGACAGCUGUCAGAAAUUCAACAGGUAAUACCUUUUCCCUGGUGGACUGCAUCCCUUUAUUGCAGAAAAGUUUGAAAGAUGAAUCUUCAGUUACCUGCAAGCUGGCUUGCACAGCUGUGAGGCAUUGUGUCAUGAGUUUAUGCAGCAGUUGCUUUAGUGAAUUAGGAUUACAGUUGAUCAUUGAUGUCUUAACUCUGAGAAAUAGUUCCUACUGGUUGGUCAGGACAGAACUUUUGGAUACGCUGGCAGAAAUUGACUUUAGGUUAAUUAGCUUUUUGGAGGCAAAAGCAGACCAUUUACACAAAGGUUCUCAUCAUUAUACUGGGCUUUUAAAAUUGCAGGAUCGAGUGCUCAAUAAUGUUGUCAUCUAUUUGCUUGGAGAUGAGGAUCCUCGGGUGAGACAUGUUGCUGCAUCUUCAUUAAUAAGGCUUGUUCCAAAGCUGUUUUAUAACUGUGACCAAGGACAGACUGAUCCAGUUGUGGCUGUAGCAAGGGACCAAAGUAAUGUCUACCUGAAACUUCUAAUGCAUGAGACUCAGCCUCCCUCUCACUUUUCAGUCAGCACCAUCACCAGAACAUAUAGAGGUUAUAACUUGCUUCCAAGUAUAACUGAUGUGACAAUGGAAAAUAACCUUUCUAGAGUUAUUGCAGCAGUUUCCCAUGCAUUGACGACAUCAACUACACGAGCACUUACAUUUGGCUGUUGUGAAGCUUUGUGUCUUCUUUCUACUGCUUUUCCUGUUUGCAUUUGGAGUCUAGGAUGGCAUUGUGGGGUUCCUCUCCUAAGUCCCUCAGAUGAGUCUAGGAAGAGCUGUACAGUUGGAAUGGCUACCACAGUUCUCACUCUGUUGUCCUCAGCUUGGUUCCCCCUGGAUCUGUCAGCACAUCAAGAUGCUAUUAUCUUAGCUGGGAAUUUGCUUGCAGCUAGUGCCCCUAAAUCCUUGAAAAACCCAUGGACUACAGAAGAUGAAGCCAAUCCAGGAGCCAUGAAGCAAGAAGAGCCAUGGCCAGCUCUGGGAGACCGAGUUUUGGUUCAGAUGGUGGAGCAGCUCUUUUCUCAUUUACUGAAAGCCAUUAAUAUCUGUGCACAUGUGUUGGAUGAUGUUACUCCUGGGCCAGCAAUAAAGGCAGCCUUACCCUCUCUAACCAAUCCACCUUCUCUAAGUCCAAUUCGUCGAAAAGGAAAAGAAAAAGAACCAGGAGAGCAGGCCUCUGUACCACUGAGUCCCAAAAAAGGCAAUGAAGCUAGUCCAGCUUCUAGGUCAUCUGAUCCCUCUGGACCUGCUAUAACAAGCAAAUCUUCAACACUGGGAAGUUUCUAUCAUCUUCCUUCUUAUCUCAAGUUAUAUGAUGUUUUAAAAGCUACUCAUGCUAACUAUAAGGUUACAUUGGAUCUUCAGAAUAGCAGUGAAAAGUUUGGGGGGUUUCUUCGGGCUGCUUUGGAUGUCCUUUCACAGAUUCUUGAACUAGCAACACUGCAGGAUAUUGGGAAGUGUGUUGAAGAAAUCUUGGGAUACUUGAAAUCCUGUUUCAAUAGAGAACCUACAAUGGCUACUGUUUGUGUUCAACAGUUGUUGAAGACUCUGUUUGGGACAAAUCUGGCAUCGCAGUAUGAUGGCUUAUCUUCCAAACCCAGCAAAUCUCAAGGAAAAGCCCAGCGUUUGGGUUCUUCUAGCUUGCGUCCUGGCCUGUAUCAUUAUUGCUUCAUGGCACCAUAUACGCACUUUACACAGGCCUUGGCUGAUGCAAGUUUGAGGAAUAUGGUCCAGGCAGACCAAGAACAUGAUACUUCUGGAUGGUUUGAUGUGCUCCAAAAAGUAUCUACACAGUUGAAAACCAACCUUACAAGUGUGACAAAACACCGUGCAGAUAAGAAUGCUAUUCACAACCACAUUCGUUUAUUUGAGCCUCUUGUCAUCAAGGCUUUAAAACAAUACACCACAACAACAUCUGUGCAGUUGCAGAGGCAGGUUCUAGACUUGCUGGCACAACUGGUUCAAUUACGAGUUAACUACUGCCUUCUGGAUUCUGAUCAGGUGUUUAUUGGAUUUGUGUUAAAGCAGUUUGAAUACAUUGAAGUGGGCCAGUUUAGGGAGUCAGAAGCAAUUAUUCCAAAUAUCUUCUUCUUCUUAGUAUUAUUGUCUUAUGAGCGCUAUCACUCAAAGCAAAUCAUUGGAAUUCCUAAAAUAAUUCAACUCUGUGAUGGCAUCAUGGCAAGUGGAAGGAAAGCUGUCACACACGCCAUACCAGCACUGCAGCCCAUAGUUCAUGAUCUCUUUGUGUUAAGGGGAACAAACAAAGCAGAUGCUGGAAAAGAGCUUGAGACACAAAAAGAGGUGGCUGUGUCCAUGUUACUAAGACUUAUUCAGUACCAUCAGGUAUUGGAGAUGUUUAUCCUAGUCCUACAACAGUGUCACAAGGAAAAUGAAGACAAAUGGAAAAGAUUAUCUCGACAAAUAGCUGACAUCAUUCUCCCAAUGUUAGCAAAACAACAGAUGCAUAUUGAUUCUCAUGAAGCUCUUGGUGUAUUGAACACUUUAUUUGAAAUACUGGCUCCUUCAUCCCUCCGUCCUGUAGACAUGCUUUUACGAAGUAUGUUCGUUACCCCCAAUACAAUGGCUUCAGUGAGUACUGUUCAGUUGUGGAUAUCAGGCAUCCUAGCUAUUCUGAGAGUGCUUAUAUCCCAGUCAACUGAAGACAUUGUUCUUUCUCGGAUUCAGGAACUUUCUUUCUCUCCUCAUUUAAUUUCAUGCCAAAUAAUUAAAAAAUUAAGAGAUGGGGGCAGUAGCUUACCAACACCAGAAGAUCAGAGUGAAGUGAAACAAGCUGCUAAGUGUUUGCCAGAAGAAACAUUUUCAAGAUUUCUGUUACAGCUGGUGGGCAUUCUUUUGGAGGACAUCGUUAUGAAGCAGCUAAAAGUGGAGAUGAGUGAGCAGCAGCACACGUUCUAUUGUCAGGAACUGGGCACACUGCUCAUGUGCCUGAUUCACAUCUUCAAGUCAGGAAUGUUCAGGAGAAUCACUGCAGCUGCCACUAGACUCUUUACAGGUGAUGGCUCUGAUGGCAGCUUUUAUACCCUGGAAAGCCUGAGUGAGCUGGUGCGAUCUAUGAUUCCUACCCAUCCUUCCUUAGUGCUCCUGUGGUGUCAGAUCCUACUGCUUGUCAACUAUACCAACUACAACUGGUGGUCCGAAGUGCAUCAGACCCCCAAAAGGCACAGUCUUUCCAGUACGAAACUACUCAGCCCUCAGAUGUCUAGCGAUGGUGAGGAUUCCCACUUGGCAUCCACACUUGGUGUGUGCAAUAGAGAGAUAGUACGAAGAGGCGCGCUCAUUCUUUUCUGUGAUUAUGUUUGUCAGAACCUAUACGAUUCAGAACAUUUAACUUGGCUUAUUGUCAAUCAUAUUCAAGAUCUGAUCAGUCUCUCCCAUGAACCUCCAGUACAAGACUUUAUUAGUGCUGUCCACAGGAAUUCAGCUGCUAGUGGGCUUUUCAUCCAGGCAAUUCAGUCUCGAUGUGAAAACCUUUCAUCUCCAACAACCUUGAAGAAAACUCUGCAGUGCCUGGAGGGCAUUCACCUCAGCCAGUCAGGGGCUGUGCUCAUGUUGUAUGUGGACAAGCUUUUGUGUACUCCAUUCCGUGUGCUGGCUCGCAUGGUCGACACACUUGCUUGUCGUCGAGUAGAAAUGCUUUUGGCUGCUAAUUUACAGAACAGCAUGUCACAGCUUCCUGUGGAAGAACUGAAUAGAAUCCAGGAAUACCUUCAAAAAAGUGGAUUAGCUCAGAGACACCAAAGACUCUAUUCCCUGCUGGACAGGUUUCGUCAUACUGUAGCACCAGAGACAGCUAGCCCUUCUCCUGUAGUCACUUCACACCCCCUGGAUGGGGAAAAUCACUUGUCACUAGAGAUGAUAAAUCCAGACCAAGACUGGUAUUUGUCUCUAGUCAAAUUUCAGUGUUGCACUAAGUCAGACUCGGCACUGCUGGAAGGUGCAGAGCUAGUUAAUAGGAUUCCUCCUGGUGAACUGACCCCCUUCAUGCUGAGUAAGGAGUUCAAUUUAUGCCUCUUAGCUCCUUGCUUAAGUCUUGGUGUCCGUGAAAUCUCCAGUGGUCAGAGUAGCAGCCUCUUUGAGACAGCCCGGUCAGUGACCCUGGACCGUGUGGCUAGUCUUGUACAGCAGCUUCCAUCCAGCCAUCAAGUUUUCCAGCCCCUUCUACCCAUUGAAACUUCAGCCUAUUGGAAUCAGCUAAGCGAUCUCUUUGGAAAUGCUGUGAUUUAUCAGUCAGUUACUACACUGGCCUGUGCCCUUGCUCAGUACUUAGUACUGCUUUCUAAGUUACCAAGCCAUCUUCAACUUCCUCCUGAAAAAGAGAGUGACAUUCUGAAAUUUGUUGUGGCGGCACUUGAGGCCCUCUCAUGGCACUUAAUACAUGAGCAGAUGCCAUUAAGUAUGGAUCUACAGGCUGUCCUGGAUUGCUGCUGUCUAACUUUGCAGCUGCCUGCUCUUUGGAAUAUGUUGUCAUCAAUAGAAUAUGUCACCCAUGUGUGCUCCCUAAUUCAUUGUGUUCGAUUUAUUCUAGAAGCAAUUGCAAUUCAACCUGGGGAUCAACUUCUUAGUCCAGAAAGAAGGAAGAAUACCCCAAGAGGAAUCAGUGAAGAUGAAAUUGAUUCAAAUAUGCAAGUUCCCAGGUAUAUUACAGCUGCUUGUGAAAUGAUCGCAGAAAUGGUGGCAGCGUUACAGACUGUUUUGUCUUUGGGUCACAAGAGGAACAAUGGAAUUCCAGCUUUCCUUACUCCUGUACUCAAAAACAUCAUCAUCAGCCUUGCCAGACUGCCAUUAGUUAACAGCUAUACCAGAGUGCCUCCCUUGGUAUGGAAACUAGGAUGGUCACCUAAACCUGGAGGGGAGUUUGGCACAACACUUCCUGAGAUCCCCGUAGAAUUUCUUCAAGAAAAAGAGAUCUUUAAAGAGUUCAUUUAUCGUAUUAAUACCUUGGGAUGGACAAGUCGCACUCAGUUUGAAGAGACCUGGGCCACCCUGCUUGGUGUCCUUGUAACUCAGCCCAUUGUGAUGGAUCAAGAAGAGAGCCAACAGGAAGAAGAUACAGAGAGAACCCAGAUCAAUGUUCUUGCAGUACAAGCCAUCACAUCAUUGGUGCUAAGUGCAAUGACCCUUCCUGUUGCAGGCAAUCCAGCGGUUAGCUGCUUGGAGCAACAGCCCCGAAACAAAGCUCUUAAAGCUCUGGAUACAAGGUUUGGGAGAAAACUGAGUGUUAUCAGGGGAAUUGUUGAGCAAGAAAUUCAAGCAAUGGUUUCAAAGAGAGACAACAUUCCCACACAUCACUUGUACCAGGCUUGGGAUCCUGUUCCAUCUCUGUCUCCAGCUAUGUCAGGUGCCCUUAUCAGCCAUGAAAAACUUCUGCUGCAGAUCAAUACUGAACGAGAAAUGGGGAACAUGAGUUAUAACCUAGGACAGGUCUCCAUACACUCCAUGUGGCUUGGAAAUAACAUCACUCCACUGAGAGAAGAAGAGUGGGAUGAAGAUGAAGAAGAUGAUGGUGACCUACCUGCCCCUUCUUCACCCCCAACAUCUCCAAUAAACUCCAGGAAACACCGGGCCGGAGUUGACAUACAUUCUUGUUCACAGUUUCUGCUUGAAUUAUACAGUCAGUGGAUACUCCCAUCAAGUUCAGCCAAAAGAACCCCAGUCAUUCUGAUCAGUGAAGUAGUAAGAUCUCUCCUGGCAGUUUCAGACUUGUUUACAGAAAGGAAUCAAUUUGAGAUGAUGUACUUGACACUCACAGAGCUACGAAGGGUGCAUCCUUCUGAAGAUGAAAUUCUCAUUCAAUAUUUAGUACCAGCCACUUGUAAAGCUGCGGCUGUUCUGGGGAUGGAUAAAGCUGUUGCUGAGCCAGUGAGUAGGCUGCUGGAGACCACACUCCGAAGCACCCAUUUGCCGAGCAAGAUUGGAGCAUUGCAUGGCAUCCUCUAUGUGCUUGAAUGUGACCUACUUGAUGAAACAGCAAAGCAGCUCAUUCCAAUUAUCAGUGAUUACCUCCUUUCAAAUCUCAGAGGAAUCGCUCAUUGUGUGAAUUUGCACAGUCAGCAACAUGUCCUGGUGACCUGUGCUGCUGCCUUCUACCUUAUGGAGAAUUACCCCCUGGAUGUAGGCCCUGAGUUUUCUGCUGCAGUUAUACAGAUGUGUGGGGUGAUGCUUUCUGCCAGUGAAGAAUCCACUCCAGCCAUCAUUUAUCAUUGUGUCCUGAGAGGUUUAGAACGACUUCUUCUUUCAGAGCAGCUUUCCAGGCUGGAUGGAGAAUCCUUAGUUAAGCUCAGUGUUGACCGAGUGAAUGUGCACAGUCCUCACCGAGCCAUGGCCGCCCUGGGCUUGAUGUUAACUUGCAUGUAUACAGGAAAAGAAAAAAUCAGCCCUGGCAGAACCUCAGAUCCCAACCCCACUGCCCCAGACAGUGAGUCUGUCAUUGUUGCAAUGGAGCGAGUAUCUGUUCUCUUUGAUAGGAUCCGGAAAGGAUUUCCCUGUGAAGCUAGAGUGGUAGCACGGAUCCUUCCUCAGUUUCUAGAUGAUUUUUUCCCUCCUCAGGAUGUAAUGAACAAAGUUAUUGGAGAAUUUCUAUCGAACCAGCAGCCAUAUCCACAAUUCAUGGCAACUGUUGUAUAUAAGGUGUUUCAGACGUUGCACACCACAGGACAAUCAUCUAUGGUCCGAGAUUGGGUGAUGCUCUCUCUCUCAAACUUCACUCAGAGGACCCCAGUUGCAAUGGCCAUGUGGAGUCUCUCCUGUUUUUUCGUCAGUGCUUCCACUAGUCAGUGGGUUUCAGCAAUCCUUCCACACAUCAUCAGCAGGAUGGGGAAAUCGGAACAAGUGGACAUUAAUCUUUUCUGCCUGGUGGCCAUAGACUUUUACAGACACCAGAUAGAUGAGGAGCUAGAUCGCAGGGCCUUUCAGUCUGUGUUUGAGGUGGUAGCAUCUCCAGGAAAUCCCUACCACCGAUUGCUGACUUGUUUGCAAAAUGUUCACAAGAUUGCAGCCUGUUGAAAGUCUCAUGGAACUGGACAGUGCGGGGAUUGGCAGCUUGGGCUGGAGUCCAGUAUGGACACAAGGAAAAACAGGAAGACUUGAUUUCACCCUGGAUGGCUGGGGAUAGGGGAGAGUUCAAGCAAAAAAGUGCAUUUGUGGGUUUCAUGAUUCUCCUAUGCCAGUGUUUGCAUCUCUUUCACACUAUUACAGAAGUGAUUGUUUGCAGUGGGAUGGCCAUGAUGAAGGGUUAUCCAUACACCUUGGGUCGUAUUGGGGAUUGAGACUGAGUUUUUACAAGAACAAAAAGCAAAGCCACAACAGCUGUUUUUGUUAACUCUGUAUGAUAUGGGCUAGUACUAAAUGCAAAGUAACCAGGUGUUUAUAUAUAUUUUUUAAGUGUUCAACCUGUUCAUUGUCACUAGGUUGCAACUGAUCCUUUAUCUUUGACAAAAGUACUCCCUCCAUGCAGGUUACAGACACUGGACACUUUCACGUUUUUAUGUAGCUAUUAUCUGGUAUAAUCAAGCUUUAGAAAGUGUUUCCUAAUGUCUCUCUCAAGCUGAAAGGAAAAGGAAAUCCCAUUUCCAUGAUUAACGCUCCCAGCAUGUACUCCCUGUCUCUUUGGACUUUGGUAGACUGUGAUGUGUGGCAUGGUGGGGAUGUUAGGGGAAGGGGAUCUGGCCCACACACAGCCAUGAUUUAUUUUUCCUUUUUUUUCUUCUCAGGAUUUAACAUUUGAGUCUAUCAGUAAAGAGAUUAAUUUUAACUUAAAGAUUUCUAUAUCCAUGUAAAAAGUAUGUACAAUUGUAAAAUCUGUGCUGCAUGAUGUGCUGUACUUUGAAAUGAUCAAAAGCCACUCUACUGAAUGUCUCUACUGCUCCUAUAUUGUCCCUGCUUUCUCCCUGGGUGCAUCUUCUCACCUUCAUUUUUCAUCCAUCUUAACAGUUAAGUCAAAUCACAUUUUGGUUCAGCAUGUCACCUGCUUUCUGUGUUGACACAUUUGUAACCUUUGAGUUGUGUUCAGAAUAUUCCAUUCAGAUCAUUCAGAAUCAUUUCCCCCAUAGCUCACAAGAACACACACACACACACUCACACACACACAACCAGAAGUUAAUAGAACUUUUCUAGUACAUAGCAGCUGCUCUCAAUAUUCUUUUAUGCACUAGUUUUGUUUUAGGCAAAGAUAACUUCCUAACCCCUCCAGCUCCCUAGUAGCUGACUUAUUCUGUUACUCUUAAACAGUAGGGGCAAGUGUCCUUUUGGAUAUAUGCAGCCGUUACCUUUGGCCAAGAAUCCGCUUCCUUGGUCUGUUGAGUUAACAUCUCAAACACUCUCAGUAUUGGGGCUUUGUCUCCUUCUGUUAGGUUUGAUUUCUGAAUUAACGAUCAGUUUUCUUUCUCAGGGUAUGGGUGCCCACAAAGACCCCACCAGUACCUAGGUGAUCCCACUUCUUUAGGAUAGGUCUGCCUUACUUCCUAGUGUCCUUGUUAUAUUUUACCCUUUAUUACACUUUUUCUGAGCACCUUUAGGGAAAGAGCAAACUUUGCUGUUUCCUAUACUGCUUCUUAUCACCCACAUAUUUACACAUUUCGGGUCUGAUCCAAUGUAACCAUAGGCAUAUUCUCAUUUUGUUUUGUAUGGUUUGAGGAGUAAACUAGAAGUUUGGACUCUCUUAAAAGCCAGCACCAAAGUCAUGAGCCAAAGAGGUUAUCUACAAAGACUGGACACAAUAAUUGUUUAUAAAUGAUUUGAGAUUUUGGGGGGUAGAAGGGUGAUCAGUCUGACUGCUUAUCAGCAUAAUUCCAUUCCAUCUUACUUGGACCAUACUUCUCUUCAUGGCCACAUUAUAGCUAAGUCACUUAAAUCAAAGUGAACCUAGGAAGGCUUUACUGGCCUGGUUUGGAGUUGUGGCAUUUUAUUUUUUUAUUGUUUUAUUGUUUUUAUCUGUAAGCAUCCGUGGUAUAUUUGAUUGAGGAGUAUACUAACUUUUCCUCUAUUUGAGUCAAAGUAUGUUCUUCAUGGCUACUCCUACUCAUUCCUGCUGUGGUAGUGAGUUUGGUCCUAAACCUCAAACCCCAGUUAGUUCUUUUAUAUGUUUGACAGUUUAAAUGAGAGUAGUAUUAUAAUCUGUUUUCCAAAGUUUUCAGGAAGAAGAAAGCCUUCCUUAGAGCACCUUGUUUUUUUUACUUUUAUCUCAUAAUAAUACACCCUGAAACAACAUUUAAUUGGUUUCCAGAACACAUAAGGCCCUCCUCUUACAAGCUCUGUAUUUUUAUAAACUGAGGAAGAUUCAGACUGCGACUGCCUUAAAAACUUACAAAAUUGACUCUUGGUGGUGACCGUAAGACCCAUUUCAUUCUACCUACAGUCACUUUCCUACUGAAAGAUUCCCUGUCUUAUUUGGUACACAAGUGAUAUUAGCUGACCCUUGAGCUAUUUUGGCAUUUGGAGGAGGGAAGUUUUGUCCUUUAAAGAUCUAAAAAAAGAAAAACUCAAACCUUUUAAUGGUUAAUGUCAAGCUUUUCUUCUCCCCUCACAGAGAAACAUCUUUAUCAAAUCAGGACUCAUGAUGUUUUCCUGUGUGUGGCAACAGUAGACAAUGAUGGAGGUACAUGGUUUUGCAGGGGACACUAUUAAGUAUUAUGUGGGGGGUUUGGUGUUUUUCCUUCUUUUAAUUUUAACAGUAGCCUUAAGGCAGAGAAAUAACUUCUCCUCUGUUAGUUUUGUUUUUUUUACUUGACUGACAUGCUUUCUCCAAAAAAAGUCAACGAUAAGUGGCUGUGAAAAGCCAUAAUAUUUUUGAAUAUUGGCAAAGUUUGAAGAAAGAAGGCUCUUGGAUUUUUGGGCUCCUUGACAUUUGUUCAAUACUUUCUAAUUAAAAAAAAGCCAUAUAUAUAUAUAUAUAUAUAUACAGAGAGAGAAUGGGAACUGAACAUUCCUAUUGACUGAAAUAUUUAAAUUGCCCCAUGAUUAUAUUAAUGAUUUUUGAAGAACGUGUGAUUUAGAACUUUUCCCCCAAUUAAAACUAUGUUUGCCUAUUUGAGAAAGUAAUUGACCUUGCCCUUUUUUCUCUGGCGGAAUUAAUUUUAUGAGUCACACUAAUACAAGCAAACAGACCCUGAGGCAAUAUAGCUUAAGUCCAUGGAAAGAAAUUUGCUUUUGACUAUAUCUAAACACAUACAGAAAGAUGAGCCCAGCCAACAUACACACUGUUGUUUAUCUUGGAGGUAUGAAGCAGAAACUCCUUUUAUCUGCUGUAUUAAAUUUGGUUGUGUAUAACUGAGCAUCUGUUAGAAAGGUGGGACUUAAUUUCGUGUUAAAAAUCUACUUGGAGGAUGAUAGCCUGACAAAUCAGAUCUUGUUGGAAGGAAAAAUUUAUUAAGUUCCAAAUAUUUAAAGCAGAUAAUUCAAUCAAAAUAAGUUUUAAUGAAACCACACAAUGUUAACUACUUACUUUUUUUCCUAUGGAAAAUAUCAAGAAAUAUAAUAUAUUGGGGGCUAGGUAGAAUGAUGCAGAAGUAAAUUCAAUGUAUUUAUUAUCAAGGGAUGUCCCUUAUUUUCCAAUGUUACCUGAUUUAUUUGUGGGGUUUCUUAUUACCAGGACUGAACAGCUUUCUUCAACUAAUUUCAAAUACAUUCUUCCUCCCUGACCCUCACCCCUUUCUCCUUUAUAUUGGCAAAUUUAUUCUUUAUAGAGAAUAGGAUUAAUAUGAAAAGCUGCCAGCCAUUGUCUAUGGGGAAUACAGAGCAGAACUUCAAUACUGAAUUCAAAAUCCACCAAACAGGUAGUCAUUUAAUUAGUCAUCUCCUAGCCUUCAGAAUCUUUUGUAUUAAGCCCUUCCAACCAGGGCAUCAAAGGGAACCUUACUUCAUACCAUAUUAUAAGACGGCAUGGCCCAAAAGAAAUGAUUUCACAUGUGGUAUGUUUCCAGAACCAAGAAAUGUGCUCAGGUGUAAUGAACUAUAAAUAUAGCAAUAUUUUUUAGCUCAUUAUCAAAUCUUAAAUGUUUUGAUACCUUCUCUCCCCUUCCCCAUAUUCCCACACCCCACUUAUGAAUAAAAUGCCUUUGGUUUUGGAAAUCCCUACUAUGCAACAUGCCUGGAAAAAAAAUUACUGACUGUUUGAGUCAGCUGGAAUGUGACUCUGGGAGGCACUAGCUUUAUAACUGUAUAAUAGAACAAGUGCUAGGGGAGAUGACAAUGGACCAUUUAAGGCCAGAGGGCAGAGUAGGGUGAUGCCAUUAUGUUGGCUGCCAUUUUGAAUUUGGGAUGUUGAUGUGGUUCAGGCAGGAAAGGGAAAUGUUAACACCUCCUAGCUGGUGGAACCAGAAUGGAGAGAAGGGUGGAAGAGGAUAGGGCUGAGGCAGGAAUCCUGCCUACCCUCUGCAGGUGACUUGGAGAAGGUAGGCCCUGCACAGGCCCACCACUUUUUAAGAUGACCUUAAAGCAGGCUCUGGGGUUCAUGAGCUGGCCUUACCAAGCAGAGGUGCUUGACUGGGUAGAUUGUUAGGUGAGUUUCAACCAGAGGCUCACCCAAGAAACUGGAAGGACCCUCCCCUCCCCUCCACCCCACUCAUUGAGAAGGAUGGAAUCGGCCAAUAGCACCACUGAGAGGACUCCAUCAUAUUGGAAGGCAUUCUCAGUGAAGUGUUUUGCACUCUCAUCCACUGCUUGUGUGUAUGGGCUUCUUUCUGUUUCCAUCAGCUUUUGCCUGCACGUUGCCAGACAGAACAAAACAGCCUGAUGGGCAGAAGCUCUGUCAUUGUCUAACCAUUCAAGUCCUGUGUCAUCGCCAUCCUCAAAACUAGGAGGGCUAUGAUGGGUGAAGCCUGGAGCCCUAACAUACAUGUAGCUGUGCCCAUCGAAUAGAGAAAAUAUUUAAUUUAGACAUAUGUUCACAUUUUGGAAACUGCUGAAAAUAUUGCACAUUCAAGUAAAGAGAAUAAAAUUUAAAUUGUUGCUGUAA
Molecule: messenger RNA, 14629 nt
Organism: Monodelphis domestica (gray short-tailed opossum)
Lineage: Eukaryota; Metazoa; Chordata; Mammalia; Didelphimorphia; Didelphidae
Gene: HTT
Product: huntingtin
Cellular component (GO): nucleus; cytoplasm
Source: RefSeq, a predicted model, not a curated record